AUGGUGGCUUUUGCUGUUCCCGCAUUUAGCCAGGAGUUGGGGGAACCUAUGGCCACGGGCGUUAUGCUAGGUCGGGUGAUGAGUAAGGUGGGCAUGAUGGUGAGUCAGGCGGUGGAACACCAUCUCACCGACUGUCAUCUGGUGAUCGUCACAUCAUCACGUGACUCACCCGUCACCUCCACAAUUCUCAGAGAUAUAAAAAUUUUCUCUUCCGCACCCUAUAUAUCCUCCACACUCUUGAUCGUCCAAUAUAUCUCUGAGACUGUGCCAGUCAUGCAGGUCUCCGUUCAGUUCCUCAACAUCCAAGCUACUGGACACAAAAGAUUCGAAGACUUUAUGGGCCACAAGAUGAGAAUAGUGACAGCAGCAGUGUUAUCCCCAUACCUUGACUACCAGCGCAUGAGCGAGGCCCCGGGAACAGCGGUCCGGCUGGUUGACUGCCUUGAUGCCCGGCUCAUCCACACCUUUGCUGACAAACUCAACUUCACUUUCGAUGUCCACGAAGCCGUCAACCGCACCUGGGGAGUGGAGAUAAACGGCACCUUCACGGGGUCGAUCGGUCUGCUCCAGCGGGAGGAAAUGGACUUUACCACCAUUACAGUACCGACGGCAAAGCGCACCAAAGUGGUUGAAUUUUUCAUUGCUUAUCCUUCCGACACCUUUACAAUAACCUCCCUCAAGCCAACGCUGCUGCCAAAAUACCUCGCUCUCAUACGUCCAUUUGAAGGAAAGUUGUGGGUGGCGCUGCUGGUGAGCGUGGUGGUGUGGGGUGUGACCUUGUGGCUGCUGCAGAGGGCGUGGCAGUCGGUGGCUGGAGGGCGUCCGAUGGCGUUCAACACCACAAUCUUAUACGCCUGGGGCGCCCUCCUGCAGAACUUGCCCUCAGAACCCUCCGUCAACUUCUCUGGCAGGAUGUUGGUUGGGUGGUGGCUUGUGUUCUGCUUGAUCAUCACUACAGGGUUCAGUUCCUCUUUGAUGGCUCACCUUACUGUACAAGGCAGGUCCCGGCCACUAGAGACCUUCCAGGACCUGGUGAACCAGCCUGGCUGGAGGUGGGGAACUCCACCAUGGAUAUUGUCAGAAUCAGUUAUUGAUUUCUUUGUGAAACAUCCAAAUCCUGCAGUCAAUCAAGUCUAUCAUAAAAUGGAGGUAAUACAGGUGGACAAGGCUCUGAAGAAAACACUGGAAGGAGGAUUCUCCUUCAUCAUCUACAAGAGCUUCGUCACCAUCUACAUCGCAACUCGAUACACGGACGCUCGAGGCAACACUCCCUUCUACAUCAGCAGCGAUAUACCAAUGUUUUUUUCGGCAGGAUGGAGCACCAGAAAAGGUGCACCUUUUCACCAACGAUUUAGACAACUAAUGGCUCGCCUAAAUGCUGCCGGAAUUAUUACUUACUGGACAGAAGACGUAAUAGCCAGUAAGGUGAGGAUGGAGAGGAAGGCUGUAAAAGAUGAAAAUAGGAUUAUUCUCGGAGGUGCAUUAAAGGAUGAAGGGCAGCAGAUGGUGCUGAGCCUCAACCAUCUGCAGGGAGCCUUCUACAUGCUGCUGUUAGGCUCCUGCGUCGCCUUCCUCACCCUGCUGGGGGAGAACCUCGCCCACUGCUGCUCCUCGCCACAGUAACACCUUCCUCACCCUGCUGGGGGAGAACCUCGCCCACUGCUGC
Messenger RNA from Procambarus clarkii (red swamp crayfish), 1666 nucleotides. The record is from RefSeq and is a predicted model, not a curated record. NCBI's taxonomy places the organism in Eukaryota, Metazoa, Arthropoda, Malacostraca, Decapoda, Cambaridae.